Messenger RNA from Periophthalmus magnuspinnatus, 379 nucleotides. Its product is annotated as small integral membrane protein 11-like. The record is from RefSeq and is a predicted model, not a curated record. The transcript has 3 exons. Bases 71 to 274 code for a protein of 67 amino acids. Lineage: Eukaryota; Metazoa; Chordata; Actinopteri; Gobiiformes; Gobiidae.
CACAGCGUGUUAGCAAUAUAAAAGUCGGUUCCCGUAGCGGCUAUCAGAAAUCUACCACAAAACCAACAAAAUGAUCAACUGGAAGGCCUUGGAUAACUUGCCAAUGCUCUUGUACAUUUUGGCGUUGAAGACUUUACUUUUGUGUUUGGCGUUCGCCGGCGCCAAAAUCUACCAGAGUAAAAAGGCUGAAGCGAUUCUAAAGAAACAACAAGAGGAGAGGCGCAGACUGGCCCAGAGGGCACAGGAACUCAUAGACAACAAGAAGGACGACUAGUGAACCACAGAUACAGUUGAAAAGACUGGGGAGUUCUGACGCCAGUUUUGGACCUGGGACUUUUUUAAAAUCAGAGACAUUUUGCUGCUUUGAAGAACUAUGGAC